Molecule: messenger RNA, 500 nt
Organism: Cuscuta europaea
Lineage: Eukaryota; Viridiplantae; Streptophyta; Magnoliopsida; Solanales; Convolvulaceae
Source: the annotation of a GenBank genome assembly
GAAAGAACGCCGUCCAAAGCUUCAUUCCACCGGAGAUGGAGAUAUUUGAUGGAGUAUAUGAGUCUAGACCCCAGGAUCCACAUACUCAGAAGAACAAGAGACACAACUGUCACUCAGUGGGUCCUUCGUCGUCCAGAUGGCCCUCCAUCGGCCAGAAAGACAUCAACUCAGAACAUGGUCCAGAAGUCAGGAGAACUGGGUGUCCCGGUCGGCCAGGUCUCCGUCGACCGUGGCUCCGUCGGCCAGACCCUCAUCGGUCACAGAGAGCUCCCAGAACCGGAUUUCAUACUUAAUCAUUUCUACAUACUUUGUACUCGGCCCAGUAGUGGCCCAAUUGUAAAUGGGUCUCCCAAACCCAAGACUUGGGAGCCCAGCCCGCAUUUCUUCUAUCAAUACUCCCCUUGGGAGUAGUUGUAGGAGGUUCACAAAUCAUUUAUUGCAAGUAUUUAUUGCACUUCUCUCUCUAGCUCUCAAUUCUCUCUAGACACUUACUGUAUCAA